Molecule: messenger RNA, 441 nt
Organism: Colletotrichum graminicola M1.001
Lineage: Eukaryota; Fungi; Ascomycota; Sordariomycetes; Glomerellales; Glomerellaceae
Product: cofilin/tropomyosin-type actin-binding protein
Exons: 1
Coding region: 1-441 (146 amino acids)
Biological process (GO): regulation of actin filament polymerization
Cellular component (GO): cortical actin cytoskeleton; actin filament; site of polarized growth
Molecular function (GO): actin filament binding
Source: RefSeq, a predicted model, not a curated record
AUGUCCGGCCUUGACGCGCCCGAGAUCGCCGCGGCUUACGAUGCUGUCCGCUCCGACAAGGACGAGACCAAUUGGCUUCUCAUCUCGUAUGCCAGCGCUGUCGGCAACAAGCUGACCCUCACCAAGACGGGCACCGGCGGCAUCGCCGAGCUGGCCAAGGAGCUCGACGACUCUCAGGUCCAAUACGCCUACGUGCGCGUCGAGUACGCCAACGACGCCGAGAGCAAGCGCGUCAAAUUCGCCUUCGUCAUCUGGAUCGGCGAGUCCACAAAGAUCAUGCGCAAGGCCCGCGUCAGUAUCGAGAGCAGCGAGGUCAAGAGGGUCCUGCCCCACCACAGCAUCACCGUCAACGCCAGCGACAAGGCCGACCUCGACGAAGACGACAUCAUCAAGCGGUUACGCAAGGCCGGUGGCGCCGACUACAACGGCGGCCGCGGCUAG